AUGAUCGAACCAUUCCAGACGACCUUCUCGGUCCCGAUGACCUGCGGAGGCUGCGUGAAGUCCAUUUCCGACUCUCUGUACACCCUCGAGGGAAUCACCAAGGUCGAAGCAAACGUCAAGGAUCAGCUAGUUUUCGUUGAAGGCACUGCACCACCCAGCUCUAUUGUCACCGCAAUCCAAAACACCGGCCGAGAUGCCAUUCUCCGCGGCAGCGGAACUACAGACAGUUCCGCCGUCUGCAUCCUUGAAACACACUCAACAACCGUUCCAAAUAAGGUCCGCGGCCUUGCGCGCAUGGUCCAGGUCUCUCCGAACAAGACCCUUGUCGACCUCACUAUCAACGGCUUAGCUCCGGGCAAAUACUGCGCUACUAUUCGAGAAGCGGGAGAUAUCUCCCGUGGCGCCGAGUCUACUGGGGGUAUCUGGGAGGCUUUGAAGACGAAGGUGCUUGGUGGUGAUGCUGCCGCCCCGGCGAAGGAGUCACGGGGCAUUUUUGGCAGCGUGGAUGUUGGCAAUGAUCAUCGUGGGAGUGUAUUUUUGGACCGGCCUGUGGCUGUCUGGGAGCUUAUCGGUCGGAGUAUGGUUGUUGCGAAGGAUGCAGAGGGUCCGUUCCAGCGCGAGGAUGAGAACACCCUUGUUGGUGUGAUUGCGCGCAGUGCGGGCGUGUGGGAUAACGAUAAGAUGGUCUGCUCGUGCUCCGGUAAAAAUGUUUGGCAGGAGAGAAAGGAGCAGGUUAUUCAGGGUAUGGCUUGA
Molecule: messenger RNA, 753 nt
Organism: Penicillium bovifimosum
Lineage: Eukaryota; Fungi; Ascomycota; Eurotiomycetes; Eurotiales; Aspergillaceae
Product: copper chaperone CCS1
Exons: 4
Coding region: 1-753 (250 amino acids)
Biological process (GO): removal of superoxide radicals
Cellular component (GO): cytoplasm
Molecular function (GO): copper ion binding; superoxide dismutase copper chaperone activity
Source: RefSeq, a predicted model, not a curated record